Molecule: messenger RNA, 2274 nt
Organism: Mobula hypostoma (lesser devil ray)
Lineage: Eukaryota; Metazoa; Chordata; Chondrichthyes; Myliobatiformes; Myliobatidae
Gene: eral1
Product: Era-like 12S mitochondrial rRNA chaperone 1
Exons: 11
Coding region: 63-1493 (476 amino acids)
Biological process (GO): ribosomal small subunit assembly
Cellular component (GO): mitochondrial matrix
Molecular function (GO): GTP binding; ribosomal small subunit binding; rRNA binding
Source: RefSeq, a predicted model, not a curated record
CCACAAUGCAUGGCGACCCCAUCAUGGCGUCUGUGGGGAAGGUUUGGUGAGGGGAGUCCGGAAUGUUGAGCGGGGUGGCGCUCCUCCGGGUGCUUGGCAACCUGAGCAGGCGGAGCUGCGGAACAGCAGGUGCCUUUCUAGCAAAUGACUCAUUUCACAGGGUCAUCUGUUUACCAGGAAGUUACUAUGGAAGUAACUCAGCUUUGGGAGAAAUCUUGGGUGUCGAGAAACCAGUGACUGAGAAUCUCAUCGGCCAGUACCCUCCUGCUGUUUCCAUCAGUAAAGACGAGCAGGGGAGCCUCCUCCACCAUCAGCCAGACCAGCCACCAAACCCACAAGUGCUGAGAGUUGCAAUUAUCGGUGCUCCCAAUGCUGGAAAAUCCACUCUGUCAAAUCAGCUUCUACGUAGGAAGGUCUUUCCGGUUUCGAGCAAGGUCCACACGACACGGUGUCGAGCUCAGGGAGUCAUCACGGAAGGAGAGACCCAAAUAGUUCUCCUUGAUACUCCUGGACUCAUUUCUCCCACCAAAGUGAAAAGGCACAAUUUGGAGAAGUCACUGCUGGUUGAUCCCUGGCACUCGGUAAAAGCAGCAGACCUGGUGCUUGUUUUGGUCGAUGUAUCUGACCACUGGACUCGCAACAAGCUACAUACUGAAGUGAUGAAAUGUCUUUCUCAAAAUCCCCAGAUUCCGGCAGUUCUCGCCCUGAAUAAGGUGGACCUGUUAAAGAGCAAAGGCCUCCUCCUGGAUUUGACAAUCAAGCUGACAGAAGGAGUAGUGAACAACAAGAAACUGAAGGUAAAGCCACGGUACAACUCACUGCCACAGCCUAUUGGGAGAGAGAGAACUGGUGAAGCAGGAGGCAUGCCUGUCAAACAGGCAAGAAAUCAGGACAGCACUGUGGAUGUGUCCGAGGAAACACACAGCCCCCACUCACAAGGAGAUCUACAUGGUUUGGAAAUAUCUAGUGACAGUAACAACAGCAUAUAUCAGCCAGUGGGCACAGAAACUGCUCAGCAGCAAGCAUCUGCUCCUCCACACGGCACCUCUGAGAACUGGAAAAACCGACUGGGCUGGCCUCACUUCAAGGAGGUGUUCAUGCUUUCUGCUGUCAAUGGCGAGGAAGUGGAUACUUUACGGCAUUACCUUGUGUCAAAGGCCCAGCCAGGGCAGUGGGAUUACCACAGCGAUGUCGUCACCGAUCAGUCACCCCAGGAGAUCUGCUGUAACCUGAUACGGGAACGGUUACUGGAGUAUCUGCCUCAGGAAGUGCCAUACAACAUCACACAGGACACCGAGCUGUGGGAGGAGGGACCAAGCGGGGAGCUCCGGAUUCUGCAGAACCUCACUGUUGCCAGGAAGAAUCACGCGAAAUUAUUGAUUGGCCAGGGAGGUAGCCUGAUUGGUAAAAUUGCCCGAGAUGUGGGACAGGACCUGAUGAACGUCUUUCUCUGCGACGUGCAGUUGAGACUGCGUGUGAAAGUCAAGAAGUGAGCCUGCUGUUCACCCAAACGGAUGACUUGAGGGGCUGUUUCUCCUCACUGCCCUACUGCCCACCCCAUCCUUAUCCCACCGAAUCAGUGGAUGCAGCAAGCAACCUGUCUUGAUAGCCUGUAACUUGACCCAAGCCUUUGGACUCCUGUGGAAAGGGCUUCACAGGAAAGCUCACUGAAGUUUUUUUUUAAAAAGAAAGGUGGGAGUUUGCCAGGAAUGUGGACAAAAAUGUUUUCCAUGGUGGAGUUCAAUUUUAAUAAUCUCUCGUGUAAUCAGUUUGUACCACUAACAAGUGGGCUGUUGUUGAUGUUCAAUCGGAGGGAAGUUCUCUGACUUUUUAUUAAUUCCAGUGAUGUGGACUUCAGAGAAUGAGAUAGCAUUUAUUGUCUCUCUAGUUCCCCUUGUGAAGGUGGCAGUAAGCUGCCCUGAAUCACUGCAGUCCUUGAGAUAUGGGUAUAACCUGGCUGUUUGCUGUUUUAUCGCCUUCACACUUAAACGCAGUGCUUUGUCAGUCUUGAGCUCUGGAGUACUGGUUAGCAUGACACUGUAAUAGUCGUUACAGCUCGGGCUGUCAGAGUUUGGAGUUUGAAUCUGGUGCCAUCGGUAAGGAGUUUGUGCAUUCCCCCCACAUUCCCAAGACGUACCAGGUACCAGUUAGUAGGUUAAUUGGUCAUUGUACAUUGUCCAGCGAUUCGGCCAGGUGGGUUGCUGGGUGGCGCAGCUCGUUGUGCCGGAAGGGCCCGUUCCACGUGGUAUCUCUAAAUAAAAUAUAAAAAUUUUA